AUGGGUUUUAUCAAGGGGGACAAUCAGCCCAGCUACGCCCACGGCCCCGUCCACAUCAACCCCAACGAACCUCAGCCCGGCCAGUUCGCCUUCCUUCCCUACAGCAACUCUGGCUUUGACAACAUCCACCCUAGCGAGCUCGGAAAGCCAGGCACCAGCGAUGGUCGUUCCAAAGUCGCCCGCGCUUGUACAGAGUGCAAGUCACGUAAGAUGCGCUGCGACGGAGGCUUGCCCUUCUGCGGUCGUUGCAUCACCCACAGCCGUACAAAGUCCUGUGCCUAUGUCGACCCUCCCAAACGCUCCCCCAUCACUCGUCAAUAUGUCAGCUCGCUCGAGGCUCAGCUUGAGGAUGCCAAGCGCAAGAUUGCUCAACUUGAGACAACAGAGGCCAAGCCCGUCACCAACACCACUCACAACAAGUCCAUCUCCGACAAACCAGCAGCACCCAACUCCCUUUCUCCUCGACACGCCCAGCCCCUCAUGCACAACCGUUCCUUGACAGGCGAGCACGACUCUCAUCCAUCUCGUUUUGCCAAACCUUCCCCUUGGCCAUCCAAGAAGCGUCCUCGCUCCUCCACCAAUCGCUUUCUUGACGACGACGACGACAACGACGACGACAACAACGACAACAACAACAACAACAACAACAACAACAACAACAACAACAACAACAACAACAACGCCGCCCAUGACAUGCACGCCGAUGAAAUGCACGCCGCUAUGCCCCUUGCUGACGCCAAAAAGGAAAGCGAUGCGCUUGGUGGCGGCAACUUUGUCAGCCUCACCAGCUGCAACGCUGCUCUCCAGAUCGCCUCUCAGCUGAGUCUUGGCAGAAAGGCAGGCGCCAGCGCUAACCUUGCUGGUCACCAGACCGGUCCAAGCGCCGCUGACAAGCCUGGCGCCAUCCAUGUCUCUUGCGAGGCUCUUGCCAGUGCUUCCGCCUCGUCCUCAUCCGCCAUGCAGCUUCAGAAUUCCACCUUGCCUAACAACGUCGACUUUGCUACCUGGCACUCGGAGAGCCAGCGCUUCGCUGCCGAGCUCCUCGAGUCCUUCUUCGAGUUCCAUCUUCCCUUCUACCCCAUCAUCCACCCUGCAACUUUCCGUGCCCAGCUUCAGGGUACUGUCUGCCCUCCUCAAUCUCCCGCCUGGCCUAUGCUGGUCAACAUGGUGUUUGCCCUCGGCGCCUUUGAGCGCAGGGUAUCGGCAGACGAAGCCGACGUCGACACACUCUUCUACUCGCGUGCCAACCGUCUUUUCAACGCCGUCCUGUUUGACAAGGCCGAGAUCAUCUCGGUCCAGGCAUUGACCUUGAUGGCCAACUACUGCCAGAAGAAGAACCACUUUUCCAGCGCUUGGAUGGUGCUUGGCAGUGCGCUUCGCAUGGCCAUCUCCAUGGGCCUUCACUCGGAAGCUGCCUUGCAGGCUCGCGAUAUGCCUGCCUUUGAUAAGGAGUUUGGUCGCCGCUUGUGGUAUACACUCUUUACCAUGGAGGCCGACACAUGCGUCAGCAUGGCACGUCCUAAUGCUUUGCUCAGCAUCAACGCUGAUGUAGCUCCACCUCUCAACGUCGACGAGACGGCCAUGUCGCCCACCUUGGACCAGCUGCCCGCCCAAGUCUCGCAAGCUACGAUGAGCUCGACGCUUGCUGUACAUGCCAAGUUCGCCUCGGAGAUCAGCAUGCCCUUGCAGGCGAGGCUGAUCAAGGGUCCCAACCCUUCCAUCGAGGAAGUGCGUGCCUUUGACCUCAAGACCGAAGAGUUUGUCGAUCACCUGCCAAACUACAUGGACGAUGGCUACACUGGCCCACGCCCAGCCUCGUUCUCUGUUGCUACCGCACGACUUCGAUGGAGGUGCAAUAACUUCCGCAUGGUCAUGUUCCGACCCUUUUUGCUCUCCAACGCUGUUGCCGCUGCAGCUGCUGGCAGCCGUGGUGCGCCACGACCCGCACUGCGUCCUGCCGUCAAGCAGGCCAUCGCACUCUGCCGAAGGAUGGCGAGCAACAACAUCCGCUCUAUCUCUUGCUUCUGGCACUCGCAUCCUCACAACCAGGCUAUGGCUUGGCAUGCGAUCUACUUUCUCACUCAGAGUGCCCUUGUGCCGCUCGUCUCGUUGCUCGAUGAGCCUACCAACCAAGAGGCCCGCGAGUGGGUCAACCUCCUCCAGACUUGUAUACGCUUGCUCGUCGAUAUGGGUCACAUCACCCCAAUCGGCGCCAAGUGCAAGGAGGCCAUCGAGACACUGGCUGGCGGCUUGCUGCGUGAGUCGAUGGACGAUGACAACUGCCAGUCGAUGCUACUUUCCAAAUGGAUGUCCGAGGCUCAAACCAACAACCUUGCUCAACGCUCGACAGCAGAGGUCGACCCACUCGUCUGGUCUUCUCACCUCAUGGCAGCUAGCAGUCACGCAUCAGACGAAGUAAGCUUCCAUGGUGUCGUUGCACACCCGACUGACCCUUCGCUGACCAUGUCGCUUGACAGCGCCUCUUCGGACGGCAUGUCGGUCGCCGCCUUCGACUUUGCCCGUGGCAUUGACGCAUCGCCCACUGGCGAUCACUGCUCCUCGCUCGCCGGCUCGAUCGAUGCAUGGGCCACGGCGACAGCACGACCGACCCCAGCAUCGCAAUGGUCCGAGAACGGCUCAUCCAGCUUGCCUGACCGCGAGUUGUUGAACCGUGAGAGGAUCGAUCAUUGGUUCGGUCUUCAGGCUUCACACCCUGAAUCUGCUGGUCGUCACAAUGAGCACGGUGCUGCUUCAACAAUCUUUAACACCUCCGAGCCUGCACUGAGCCAGGCAGCAGCGACUGGACCAGCGACACAGUCGCACCAGCCAGCUACACACGACUUGGACUGGCACACAGCAGCUGCUGACCCAAGCAACUGGUGGAAUGUGCAGUACAAACAUUCUGAAACAUUGCCUUCCAACAGCUUCAUGUUUGCUCAGCGGGAUGUGCACAACAACAACAACAAUGCCGGCGCCCAACAGGGUCACGAGCAGCAGCACACCAAUGCCUACGCAGCAGCUGGCCACGUUCACCACCACGUCCACGGUCAUCCCCACCCACACAAUCACGCCCACUCACAGCAGCACUUGUUCUAA
Messenger RNA from Ustilago hordei, 3096 nucleotides. RefSeq lists its product as uncharacterized. The record is from RefSeq and is a predicted model, not a curated record. Gene Ontology annotation, cellular component: nucleus. The transcript has a single exon. Gene Ontology annotation, biological process: DNA-templated transcription; positive regulation of transcription from RNA polymerase II promoter by galactose. Gene Ontology annotation, molecular function: zinc ion binding; DNA-binding transcription factor activity, RNA polymerase II-specific; RNA polymerase II cis-regulatory region sequence-specific DNA binding. The coding region runs from base 1 to 3096 and encodes 1031 amino acids. NCBI's taxonomy places the organism in Eukaryota, Fungi, Basidiomycota, Ustilaginomycetes, Ustilaginales, Ustilaginaceae.